Spodoptera littoralis (African cotton leafworm) is the source of this 456-nucleotide messenger RNA. Lineage: Eukaryota; Metazoa; Arthropoda; Insecta; Lepidoptera; Noctuidae. The record is from the annotation of a GenBank genome assembly.
AUGUUGGACGAAUUGGUGAAAGAUUACUCUGCAUACUUGAAAUUAGAUGUGUUAAAUGGUUUUCAAACAGUUCAAGAUGUGGUUGAUAACAUGUUGACAAGACUUGAAGAGCUAACUAGUGUACUGCAGAUGGUCAAACUAAAGAAUAGUGAUUGUAGCUCAGCUGUUUCAGAUGAUAUCAGCAAAUACCGCAAUGAAAUUACAGCACUUUCAAAAAAAAUAUCUACACUAUUAAAUGUUAUACAGAAACUUCAAAAUAAUGUGGAACAACUUGAAAAACAGGUGGAAAAAGCAGAAGCUGACUUUGGCAUAAACAAUGACAACAAAAUUAAAAGCUUCUUAAAACCAUUCUUGAAAAGGACUAAAGAGAUUGUUCCACCAAGUACCCCAUCUCCAACAUAUGAGAGAUUAGUUUUUGAAAGUGUCUUAAAUAGUUUUGAAGACCAAAAACCUUGA